This is a messenger RNA of Biomphalaria glabrata, 2707 nucleotides long. RefSeq lists its product as uncharacterized. Lineage: Eukaryota; Metazoa; Mollusca; Gastropoda; Planorbidae. Bases 188 to 1672 code for a protein of 494 amino acids. The record is from RefSeq and is a predicted model, not a curated record. The transcript is spliced from 14 exons.
AUACGCCCCCUUUAUACCAGUCUAUGUCGGGUAGCGAUUAAGUUGAAGACAAGUUAUUCAGUUCCAUUUGUGUAUGUGCAUGCUAAUGAGAAAGUGACUCUUGGGAAAUUUUCGUACACUUGUGUUGUCCAUAUUCAUCCACCAGAAUCUCUUGUGUAUACUUUAUAUUGACUUCUGUGUUUACAAAAUGAAAGCUUUCUUUUUACUGGCCACAUUUGCUGUGGUCUGUGUAACAUACAUUCAGUGUCAAGAUUGUUCUCCUGUCAAUGCUUGUAUAGGAAAUGAUUUCAGAGAGAAAAUUAAACGGAAAUCACAAGUCGCAGAUUUUCCAGCAGUCUGCAUUGACUAUAAAAAUGCCCUAGACUGCAUCAAUGCAGCCUCUGUGGCUGGAUGUCAAGUAGCAGGUUCAGCCGCAAUCACAACUCUGACAAAUUUAACUCACAAAACAUGUGGUCCCGAUGGUAAACUAACAGGCUGUGGCUAUGAUGUGUAUCAAUGUGUACUACAAGCUCAAAAUAUAUUAUUAGAUUAUAAAAAUAACAAUGUCACGGCUGCUUGUCCUGUUGUGACCAAGUUCUCUACUUGUGCUAAUGCCAUCAAGGCUAACACUGAGUGUGAUGCAGGAUUGGUAGCUUCUUUGAUUGAUGCGGAGACAAUGUUUAAACAAGAUGCCUUAUUGACUGGAUGCUAUGGACCUUGUGCUGCUGCCAUUGGAAACUGUACUUUAGGCCUGGCCACUGAUAUCUCAGGACUAUAUAUUACUCAAACCAACUGGACAAACUUUUGCAUAGAUGCAUACAAAGCAUUAAGCUGUAUGAAACAAUUAAAUGCAGGCAGUGUUUGUGCUGGUACUUCAGAAGCACAAGUUCUGCAAGCCCAGUUGGCAAGUCAAGAUGCCUACUUAAAAGAUUAUUGUGAUGCCAGUGGUCGACCCUCCCAAUGUGUAGUUGGUUUAAGCAUGUGCAAUGCAGAUAUUGUGAACCUAUCUCCACAGUCAGAUAUUAAAACACAAUGCGCGGCUGCGGCAAAUUUUUUAGAAUGCACUAGUUCUCUCCCUUGUGAACAAGAAUUAGCUUCUGUUGUUCAAGAUAUGAGAAACCAAUUUCAGACAGGGGAGCGCUCUACAAAUUGUCCCACUGUUGGAAGCUGUAACACUCGUUUAGUUAAUUGUCAGUCAGCCGAUGUCCAGCUGAAAACAAUCACCGCUACUACAUCAAAGCAACAAUUUUGCAAAAUUGUGACAUCUGCCAUUAGAUGUUUUGACUUUGUCAGAAAUGAUCCAAUCUGUGAACGUGAAAAUAUGAUGGUCAGUGAGUUUGAAACCUCAAUGGCUGUAGAUGCUGCACCUACUUGCGGAGCUGUCAUUGGUACAUGCAUGGACCGCAUUAAGGUUUGUGAUGACUUUGAACAUAUCAUUAACAAUAUCAAUGCUACAACAGACCCUGUGGCCUUCUGCAAUCGUACAAGACAAGGUAUCAACUGUUUUGACACUGUCAGAACUGACAAUAACUGCACACAGGAUAAAGUACAAGUCACCAAGUGGGAGACCACCAUCAGAAAUUUGAUUGCUCCUAUGUGCAAAGGAGGUGCUACCAUGGUACAUGUUCCACUCAUUCUUUUAGUGGCUUGUUUGCUGGUUAGCAUGGACAAAAUCGUAACUCCAUUAUGGUAACGAAUCACCCAGAUAUAAAUCAAGGGAGCUAACUCAGUGUUAUCUCAAGAUCAAGUAGUUUGAAAUUCAUAUCAUCAGUCAUCAUUUAUGUGUGAAAUCCAGAACAUUUUGAUGUCUUUCAUCUUGUCAUGUCUUUCAUGCUUUAGGAGAGAUUUUCACAGGUUCCUUUCAUUCUAUGUGAGUGAUCUAAUCAUUGAAAGUCUGGCAAGUGUGAUAUAUAUAGAGAGAUAUAACUGUGUGUGAAAGAGUCAUUUUAAAUCUCAUUCAAUAUAUUAGAUUUACAAAACAAUUGUAACCUUUUAUUUAUAAUCCUUCUAACUGUAUACCUCUUGUUUAUAAUUUUAGUUUAAACUUUGUUGCAAAAUUAUGACAACAGUUAUAAAUAAUUUUAAAUGAUUUGUAAGCCUAUAUAGAAUAUUAAUAUGAUAGUAAAUGUCUCUAUUAUAUAUACAUUGAACCUUUUAGAAUUGUAGAUGUUAUAAGAUGGCUUUUGUAAUGUCCUCAAUAGUUAAUGACCUAGAUCUAUUAUAAUCAGGUUGAAAGUAAAAUUGUCAAAUUAUUAUAAUUUACAUAUAAUUAAUAAGCAUAUAACUCUAAGGAACAUGAAAAGAAACAUCAAACAAAUCAAAAGCCCAUCAAAGAUUACAAUCAGACUAGAUCUAGCUGUUAAGUAGAUAAAGUAUUUCUUUCUUUCUGCUAACAAAUAGUGUUGGAAUAAUUUGUUAGUAUAGCACAGGCUUUACCUGAGUAUGGAAGAGUAUCAGAACCUAUUUAGGUUAAAUGGUGUCUCUUAUAUUUCAUUUGUUGUGUUGCCAACUAUGAAAUGGAUAGUAACAUGACAGCCUAGUAAACUGAACUAGUCUUGAUGAAGUCCUGGUUAGUGUUAGAUAUAUCUUGUAAUGCAAGUAUGUUUUUUCCUUAUUUUUAGGAAACUAUUCUCUAAUUAUGUUUUUGUUAAGUGCCACAAACUAAUUUGAUUUUAAAGUUCCACAUGCAAAUUGAAUAAAACUUCAAAUAAACAUGCUGGAAAAAAAG